Odontomachus brunneus is the source of this 11322-nucleotide messenger RNA. RefSeq names its product probable serine/threonine-protein kinase nek3 (gene tyf). The coding region runs from base 2603 to 6862 and encodes 1419 amino acids. Lineage: Eukaryota; Metazoa; Arthropoda; Insecta; Hymenoptera; Formicidae. The transcript is spliced from 10 exons. The record is from RefSeq and is a predicted model, not a curated record.
UCCGCGCCGUUCCUCUGCGCAAAAGCCGACCGCUUAUUGUGUCGCAACGGGAAAGCGUCCGUGUACAGCAGCGCGUCCGCCACGGCUUCUCCCGGAGAUACUUGUCCGCGCGCGCGAGCGGACCGCGUCGUUGAGAUCGCGAGUCUUGGCUCGCGAGUGGCUCGUCCGUCGUCGACCGGGCAUCCCGUCCGCGCGUCUGUGCGUAACGUAUAUCACCGUUCCUGAGUGAGAUCCGAGCGAGAUCGAAAUCCGUCGGGCGGGUGUUUCGCGGGCGGACGGUGGUCUUCGCGCCGCGUCGUCGCGCGGCCCUCCAGCCUCUCGCCCGGGACUCUACUUCCUUCCGAUAGCGACGCGCGCGAGUUCCGCGUCUUGCUCGAGAUCAUCGUCAUCGUCGUCGCCGAGGCUCGAGGUGGAACAAUCCAAUCGUCCCCGUGAAGAAGGCGACGUUACGCGAUCGAUAACUCGCCGACGAUCUCGGCACGCUCGGACGACAACCAAUCGACGGGCACACGCGCUCGCGAAGUCGGCGACUUCAAUUUGACUCUUUCUCUCUUUCUCUUUCUCGCGCGCGCGUUUGAUUCUCGUCGCGAGUGAGAGUGUCCCGCGUCUCGGAGCCGUGCAUAUCGCGUAUACGGGACAGUCAUCAAGGAUACUCGUGUCUGCUGGUAUCUGCCAUGCCGACAGUUUGAGCGUAAACCGUUGGUCGCGUCACGCCACGAAUCGCGAGGCGCCGGUGGCGACGAUGAGUCCGUUUGUCAAGUUUCUCCACGCGCGCGGUCGGAAGAGCAAGUAGGCGACGCGUCGUGAGCUACGCGCGCGUGUAAGUGCACGCGAGGGGGGGGAGGAAGCCGCUCACGCGGUGGUGGUGGUGGUGCCUGCUGCUGCUGUUGCUGUUGCUGUUGCUAGUGGUAGUGGUGGUGGUGCGUGAGGUGUGUAUGGCUGCGGGUGUGCGCGAGUAGUGUGCGUGAAUCGCGAGAUUCCUUCGCGGACGGACUUCUCCUCGAGUCCGUGGUCCGCGUUGUAUCCGGCCAGAGGAACGGACGCGUGCAUUCGCCGUCGCUCCUGCGCGGCGGCGGCGGCCAUUUUGAAUUGACGUGUGCUCCAAGCGCGGCGGCGAUUGUCAACGCAGAGAGAGCCGCGGGACGCCAAAAUUGGACGGUUCCCCGUGUCGCGCGCGCACUGCUGCCCGCCUGCUCGAGACGAGACGUCGCUCUUCUCCACCGCGACUCCUUCGCGAGAGGGAACAAGGGAGAAGCGUUUCCCCAGGGCGUUCGUUCGUUCGUGUGCUCGCGUGCACGCACGCUCUCACGCACGCACGCGCGCGCGCGCGCCCGCGCAUCGCUAACGCGUCGUCGUCGUCGACGUGCGUAUGUACGUGCGUACUUAGCCAUGGUGCCGCACAGCCGGGUUUUCUACAUUCAAGAGGGAAUGCCGAUAGGCGCGACAGUGACACUCGCGGGGCCACUCGCUCCACCGGUUCCAGUAGCGCGGCUCGAUAAACCUCGUCGACUCUGAUACCGAGGAAAUACGAAAAAUCCAUACUCCCCCGAGAGUUGCGAGCACUCGACAUUGAACGCGCCAGAAGAGGAGAGGGAGAGAGAGAGACAGAGACAGACAGCAGCACACUACAUACACACACAGAGCGGGAUCCACCCGCUCGCGAUGCGUCGCUCGUUCGAAUUUGACAUGUGACCGCGACAGUUGCGUUUACGUAAGUUGCCUCCCGUCUGAACGGACGCUCGCUCCGUCGUGUUCGCGGCUCGAGGAGACACGCUCGUGCUUCUGCUCCGUGAGGAUCUUCCUUCGCGUACGCGCGAUAUUCCCCGAGCAAGUGACGGACAACGCCAAACGUUGCGUCGCGAACGCGAUCGAUGACUCCGCGGGACAGCUGUGUGCGCGAGUUGACAGUCCAUUCGAGGAGCUAACCUCAAAUCUCAGCGAGCGAGCGAGCCUCUGUUGUCGAGAACUGUCGUCCGAGUAUCGUCACCGAGGAGACGACGUGAUUGGACACCAACCGGUCCUCUUCUGUACGGUAGCUGAAGAAACGGCGAGAUUCCUUGAAUUCGCGAGGAGUCUCGUGACUAAUCGUCAACGGUCAACAUCUAGAUCAGAGUGACAGGCUGUCCUUUAGAUUAAUCUCCACUAAACUAGUAACUUUCGUCCUUCUCUAGAUCAGCCAAUCCUAGAUUAGCGACCGUUUUCCUCUGUCCUGAUCUAUGUCGAUACCUAGUUCAACGACGGACCGUCCUUUUCUAAGUUGCAAUCCUACGUAGAACCGAACGGAAAAGAAGGAAGACAGUGUUCAGUCGAGGGUAGGGACUGUAGCGUCCCGUAUUGGCAUCGGUGCAACCGGUUCGUCUUCGUUGUCACCCGCUGAUUCGAUACGCUUGUCAUCGACACACCGGGGCAUAUCGAUGAUGUGAAGCGCGCUUGUCCGACUGUGAGUUGCCAGCGCAGCGUAGCGGGUCGUCAAUGCGGCACGGAUCGCCGACAAAUACGCGAAUGGUGCUCCCGGGGCACGGUGGCCCUUGAGGGAUCAGGAUAAAGAGAGAAAAGAAGAGAAAGGGAGAGAGAGAGAGAGAGAGAUGUCGAGGAGGGAGCCAUGAGCACGGCGGACACCGCGCUGUCAAUUUCAAUCAAGAUGGCCCCAGGGCCGGAACACCGCCAGGAACCGGUAGCUCCUGACAAAAUCGCCGAGAGCGAUCGUGCCGCCGCUACCGCCGACGUUGUCGUCGACGCGGAGAACAACGUCAGCACCACGACUGGCAACAACAACAAUAACAACAACAACAACAACGCAGCCUCUGUCGCCGCUCCUGUUCCCGUUCCCGCCGCAGCCGCUGCCGCUGCCGCCGCCGCAGCCGCCGCCGCCGCCGCCGCCGCCGCCGCCGCCGCCGUUGUCGUUGUCGUUGCGGAACAAAGUUCGAACAUCGAGAUCGCCCCGGCUAAUUCUGCCGCUGGCGCCGAUCCGACCAACCAAAGCUCACCGCCAAGCAACGCCGUUGACAGUAAACAGGAGGAACCAGCCACUCUGUCUGCGUUAAAUGAGGGUGAACUACGUGCUUUGCUGGACGAAGCUAUAACAUAUAAGUGUCCAAAAGAUAGAGAAGGGAAAUCUAAUCUUUUUAAGGAACUUUUACAAGAAGCAGAAGCAGACGAGACUGAGGAAGGACGUAGGGUGAUAUCCAAUUCGCGCUGUCUGCCUGGCUCAAAUCGCAGAAGACAUAAACGAGAAUCUGUAUCCGAACGUUUGACACACGGAGGAUCGUUACAAAAUUUAGCACAACCCAUUGCUUCAGAAUUUGAUAGCAGUUUCGCUUAUCUGACAUCUGGCUCAUGUCACACUUAUGGUAGCAGUAGGAGGAAGAAUAAAAAAUACACAGGACCCAGUGUCUCCGCUAGACAAAGAGAAGGUGGAUCAUUACCGUCGAAUGUAAACGCAUCGCAUAGCCUUGCUUCUUUGGCCAACUUGGACCUAAUAUUUGACAAAAAGAAGGGUUUCUACGAGGAGCGACCAGUAUACGAUUGGACCAAUAAAGAGAAAUCCAAAUCUCUGGACAAACCAUCAUAUACUAGUACAAAGAAGGAAGACAAGGAGAAAGACAAGAAGGACUCGAAACGGGACACCGUUAGUUCAGGCGAGACGGAAUCUGAGACACGGGAGAAAAGAGUUAGCAAAGGAAAGUACGGAACAAAUGAGAUGCUGGAUUCCGAUAAUCCACCCCCGGAAUAUAAAUCGGACUACAUGGUGAUCGAUUUAGGUGAUGUUGAGCAGGUAGGUGCUAUCAGUGAGAGGAAUAUCGGAUCUACAGCGAGCGGAGUUCAAAGACCUCGCUCUUUAGACACUGAGACCGACGAAGGAACUGAAAUGAAAAUUAUUGAGCCACGUAGACCUGUCCAGUAUAUUACACGGGCGACCUUCGACAUAACGCAGACUCCUGUGGACACCACUAUAGAGUUUCCUAUUCGUGAACACAAACAGGAAAAAUCGAAGAUAUCUGUUAAUGGUACCGAGGUGACGGGAGCUCUGUCGUUUCAACCGCAUAACAGCGUAAAAUGCGGUAUAGCUUCCAAUAGUUCUAGCAGUAGCCAGGGUAGUAAGGUCGUACCAAGUUUGUGCUCCGUAAUGCCAUCAUCUUGGCAGACGCAGAAUAUAACAAUGGUACAUGGAUUGUACACAGAAGGCCCCAGGUAUGCAACGCAGCACAUUACAAUGAAGGACCCAUCAGCGUCAGGAGAAAAGAAAUCCUUGGACGAAAAUGGAAAUUCCUUACAGACAUAUAAUGGCGAGCGAAAGAAGCCUCGGAGAAAACAUACUCAAGAGCACAAUGUGAAAGUUUACAAUUCCGAGAACGUCGAAGGUCAUCGUUACGAUAAUGAUAUCGAAACUUUGGUCAAUUUCAUCGAAAAUAAUAACUCCAAGAGCAAGAAAGGUAAAACUGGCAAUCCCGUUAGGGUAAAAGCCAGCUCUGGCACAAAACCGAGAACCAGAGAGAAGGAUACGAAAAGGGAACAAUUACCUUCGAAGCUUCAGAAGUCCAACUCUUUGGAAGAAAUUUCGAAAACUAAACUGGAGGACUUGACUACAGAAAAGAGCGUUAGUUCUAGCGGUGCCAGUAGCAUAUCCAGUCAACAUGGUACGAUAAAUGUGGCCUUGCGACGUGCAAAACAGAAGAGCACUGGAGACGCGACAGUUGACAGUCGAGGUGAUAGACGAUCCUGGGGUACAGAGGAGGGUCAGUCGAUAUAUUGCAACGAUACGGGAGAUGAUUACACGAACCGUCGUAAUUCUAACAAGAAGACGAAUUCAGAACAGGAGCACGAGACGGAAUUCUUGGUGGUCACGAAAAAAAAGAAGAGCAAGAAGCAGAGAAGAAGCUCGAGUGGUAGUAGAGCACAAAACCUGGCAACAUCGGGUUCGUACCUUCAGAAUUCCAGAGGUUUCUCUAAUGAAUACAGAACACCGGUUUCUCCUGAGCUCCGAAGAAAAUCAGCAAGCAGCAUGCCUCCAAGCGACAAGUCGGACAGUAGUGAUCUCGAUUCAGUGCAUUCGUUACCGGUUACGUCGAACACUACGAAGCACAAUUUGUCCAAAGUCGCAACGUCAUCUGGCGGUACGCCGCAAGCGAGUUACGCGGAUAUAGCGCGCAUGGCUACUAUCAACAUGUCGCAUAAUUCGGUCCUGAACAUGUCUGCGAUCGUGCCGAGCAUGCUAAACUCAGCGUCGUGGCCCAGUGUUCCACCCAAGACCCCCUCGGAACCGGAUAAAAUACCCCAGGACUACUAUCCAAGUCUGGACGAGAUACAGCAUUCGGAGAAGAAAGUGCGGCAACAAAACUCGACCAGCACGAAUAACGCGGCGGCGAGCUUGACUCUCGCUUUCGAAAAGCCGCUCUCACCGACUCUGACGAAGGGCAAGAACUCGUCGGACGGAAAGAAAGCCGAGGCCCAGGAGGAGGCCAUUAACAAAAACAUCCAAGUGUUUAAGUAUGUGCAGGAUAUUGAGAAGAUGCACGAAAGCCUGUCACAAGAACAGAAGCACUCUACUUCCGGUAGUCACGGUGUAAAUCCCAACGAGACUACUAUGACAACUAGUCCUGCGACAACAAAUUUCACGACGCCCAGAUUAAACAACAGCACAGUGACGCAUUACAGUCCGAUUGAUCCUGAUACUAACAUAAAUUGCACCGUCAAUAGUAGUAAGGAUUCUGUCGUACACGUAAGAGCCAACAAUCCUCGUUCUCGCAGGACUUAUGUACAUAGUAAUCCGAAUAUACAAACUCAGGGAUCGUAUGAGGAGCAGCAUGUCAAGAAGACCGCAUGCCUUUUCCACGACGAAGCGGUUAAAAAGUCACACAACACUGACGCUCCGCAGCCAGAAAGCAAGGCUAAUAAUCCGACCAGUUCAUCGCCCGAUGCGAACGCGGACACGCAAAAAACGAAGACGACCGCAAAAUUCGUGCAAGAGUUGCAGAAUACAGAAGAAGCCGAUGACAUCAGCAAGACGGCUCGGCGGAACAGCGACCCGAAACCAACGACGAGAGUUGCGAAAGAGUAUCAGAACACCGCGAUGAAGCACGACGUCGCGAAGGUUGCUGUUAUUGUCUGUGGCCAGUCGCAAAAUUCGAAGCAGGACAAUCAACGCGAGGCCGAGAAUAAGAAAACGAGGUCGCAGAACACGACGCAUCCCGACAAGGAGCAGUCGCAGAGGCCGUCGGAGGCGCAGCAGACGAAGAACUCCACUCCCAGACCGGCGGUAAUUCUCCUGGACGAGGCUUCGUCGGAUAUCGCCAAAAACAGCAAUCUGCCGACGGAGCUGACGUUCGGCUUCGAGAUAAACGAGCAGCUACUGCUGUCGGAGGAUUCCGUCAACGAGGAGACGCCGCCACCUCCGACUCCCGCUCUCUUCACGCCCGCCAUGCCGCCGCUCAUCAACAAGCCGCCGCCUAACUUCACGGAGAGGAGCCCGCCGGCUGCUGUGUUCGAGAAACCUGUUAGAUACGACAAGUUCUCGUCCAAUUAUCACAUGCAACAGCCGUCGAAUACUCAUGUCACACCGCCGCCGCCGCCAUCUGUUCAUCCGGUCAUGAUGCCGCCGUUGCCGUAUAUGAGCUAUCCCACGAGAUUUCCGCCACCCACGUACAUGCCGCCACCGCCGCCACCUCCACCUGGAAUCGUGGAAAAGUUUCAUCAGCCCAAGGAGGACUUCUCCAUGCUCUAUGUAGCGCCGGAGGAGGAGCUCAACGUGCAAACGUACAACCACGAUAAAAUCGUAACGUUUGUCGGCUUAGCGUGGGACGCGGUUAUGAGGGAGAUACCGAUUACUUCGAGCGGCCGCAUACAGUUCUAUAGUGGACAGUGAAGUGUAUGUUCUCGACGCACUGAUUAAAAUAACAGGCAAUAACAGUUCUUUUGUACUGGUAAAAAAACUACUUCCAUUACAAAUAGAUAAUUCGAUGAGUCCUGCCGACGACACGAAACCAAGUACUCUACCUGUGUUGCGCAAUUGCUACGGUCGAGCGCGGAUUUAAGGAAUAAUCUUUCACUUGGAGAACCAUCUGUUUUACUUCAUUCGAGUCGUAUGCUAAGUCAGUGCGAAAUUAGUGAAGCCGAACGGCGCGAAGUGUGCCUCAAGAGAUAAUAAUAGCGAUGUACAUAUAAUCAGUCACUAAAAAAAAGAAAAAAAAACUAGAGAAAGGACGGAGGAAGAGGACGAAGUGUAUAUGUACCCAGCAUGUACAUUGUGCUUGCGUGAAUCUUUCACGAUGACAAUGGUAUCGUAAAAAAAUUUCAGUAUUGACAAUUAGCGACGUUUUCGGACUGAAAACGAAAGUGGCGAGACUUUCUCUCCGAGAGACUAUGUAUCCUGUCUCUUAAAACGAAGGGAACUUGCAGUGUUCGAGUCACGCGUGUAUAUACGUUAAGUAUCCGUAUAAAAUUUUCGAGAAAUUUGUCUUUAAAACUUAUGUAUCAGUGUACGAAGUUUCAGACGAGAUGAAGUUUGAAGUGCUUCGGAGAUACAAAGAGAGAAAGAGAUAUACGAACUUGCGAUACAACCAGGACUACCGUGAAGCGGGUUUGUCGAAGGAAGUAAGCUCGCGCACUGACACUGGUGUCUCCUGGUGCCUUUAGACUUGCGAAUCUUUAGGCUGAUUGGAGGAACCUGCUGAAAAAAUUGAAAUUUCACGUGUAAUCGUGAGAUUUGUGUGAGAUAACGCUAAACACUUAUAAAUUUGUUGCGAACUCUGUGAGCUGGGGACAAUCUUAAUUGAGACACUGUGAGAAGAAGAUUUACAUACCAGCCGGGUGAGUCUCUGUCGAAAUACAAAAGUCAAAAUAUACAGAUAUUGGAAGUUAGAUGUACUUUAUUCGACGCAGUGUAAUGCAAGUUAAGAUGUGCGAAUGUGUGUCGGCGAGAUAUGAUGAAUGUAAAUGCGCGAUUGAACAUGUGUAUAAUAUAUUAAGAUAGCGUGGUUGACUUUUAAGAACUUCUCAGAGUGGCUACUUCUUCCAGCUGUGGCAGUCGAAUAGUUAAAACGAAAAAGAAAAAAAAAAGAAAAAGUCAUUAACUGGGUUUUGAAAAUAUCGCGCUCAAAGUCUGGUCAAAUGACAGUGAGAUAGGAUGCGAGUGUGUCGAAAAACGUUAAAUUUUUACACAGACCUGCUUAUUUAAUAAAUAACUAAUAAUUAUUCGUAAUGAUAAUUAUAUAAGAAGAUACCUGCUUGUGAUCAUAAAGAAUACGACGGUGUGAAUGUGUGUAAUUCAUGUAGACAUUCUUCUAUCGCGUGAUGGUAACGAGAUCGCUGUUCGAUCGUAAUUAAAUAUACGCGUCACACAAAUAUCUUGUUAGGGGGUUCGGAACGGAAGUUAAUAUUCCAAAUUCAAUGCAUUUCAUGAAGUAACACGAAUACUGAUACCGUGACUCCACGUGUGCUAUGCCUGCAUACACGGAACAUGUUCGCUUCAUGUUUAAACGGUGAUUAUUUAAAGUUUAACAAAAGAAUCUGUUAAUCUAAAAAUCAACAAAUUUCAUAUACUUAUACACAUAUAUAUUUUAAACUGCCUCGCGCACGCUUACAUGUUGUCUUCUACAAUAUACAUGUCCGUUACUUCUUUAUUAUUCCAAGAUUUUGUGAGGAAAAAAUUAACAGUUCACUGGUAACUGAGUUUUCGACGCGUAAGGACCGCGUUGGUCCACGAUAGAUAAUGUGUCGCAGGUAAACGUAAGGUCCGAAUAGCUGGCGCGGUUGAUUUUUCAUUUGACUCGCCGACAGUUCUGCCACGCUUACCGUGACCUGUAAUGGACCUGUCUGUAGACCAGACGUUGUCCUGACAACUGCACAAAUAUAAUCCACGUGCAUUAUAUUAAUAAUGUGUAUUGUUUGCUCAUUAAAUGUAACUCGAUUUUUAUAGGACUUUACGCGCGAGAUUCCUAGUUCCUAAGUUCACGUUUUCACUUCUCGUAUGUAUCUUACAAACGAUAAUCUACCAGUUUCGCAGACGCGCGGUUUUGCAUUUUUCGAGGCGUUAUUUACAGGCGUAAAAAGAAGGGAGGAGGGGGGCAAAGACCGUCACUAUUUCAACGAUUGUAGAUGAAGCGAUACAUGCCGGUGGAUUUUGAUCUUUUAAAUUCGUUGUGGAAGAGUACAAGAAAAAAAAGAGAAAGGAACCAAUAUUUAAAUGUAUCUCUUGAAUCCUAUGCCUGUAAAUGCCUAAAAAUUGAGCCUAAGAGAUAUCGCGUGUAACAUCGCUUUUAACUACUAUAGUACACGGCUUUUAAACGUAAGAAAUAUGAAUUCUAUGACCUCAGGCCGGCACACGGUCUGCGCGUGUAUUGUUGCUCCAAAUACGGAUUAAAAUACUAUUAAGUGUUCAUUCUUUUACGUUUAAACUAGCCUUAGUUACGUUUGAACUCGUUUUCGUGAUAACUGUUUCGUAUUACCGAAGCAGGAACGUAAAAGUAUAAUUCUAUACUUGGAAUAAUUGCUCUCACAUUGUGAAACGUGUUAUUCUUUAUUACGAGAAUAAUGUUCGAACAGCGAUCUCUUGCAACGAAAGAAAGAGUGAGUGAGUACGACGCAGAAACUUAUCGCCUUUAUAGGUAAUGAUAAAAUAAAUUAUCAUAGAUAAGUUUCGUAUAUAUAAUAUAUAUAUAUAUGUAUGUAUGUAUACAUAUGUACGUAUAUGCAUAUAUGUGUGUAUAUGUAUAUGUAUAUAUAUAUGUGAAAGCAUGAGAGUGUACUGUCUAUUUAGUAUUAAUGCGAAUUAAUUAUUACUCAUGAAUUAGAAUUGAUAAAGUUUGUUAUAUAUCGUUUUUCCUUUUCUUUUCGAGAUAUCAAAAUUGUGUAAAAGAGGGAAGAGAGGAUAUCGCGCUCUGUUGAUACUUUUUAUUUUGUCCAGUAAAUAGGAGCAAACCAGCUGGGAGUACAGCUUUCGAAUAACGAAGAAAUUGAGAUGUUUAAUUAUAUGAUGGAAGCAUUAUAGGAUGCAUAUCGGAGAGUAACUCGAAAAAAAAUAUAAUCGUAUCGCCACUGGCAGAAAUCCGUUAUGGACAUGACGAAGAAUAUGAUAACGAAACGUUUCUUUUUUUUUUGUUUGCUUUUCUUUUUUCCUUUUUUAAGCAAUUCCGUGGGACAUAAGUCGGGCAUUAUAUUGAUCUACUGGACAUUACGUAUACUUUUAGUUAUUGCUUUUUUUCAAUGCAAAGUUUUACUUUUAACUCGAUCGCCGAUAUCGAAGUUGCAUUCCGAAACUUAAUGGUUUUAUUUCACUUACAUUUUGGACCACGACAGUUCUCUUAUGCUCGUUUUGCUUUUUUCAUGUAUACACGGUCUCUUUCCUUACACAACGUUCUAACAGUGUUGAGUUUCCUUUUUUUUUUUUAUAUGUACACUGUCAUUUUUUUUAUACAUACACGAGACUAUAAAUUACAUUUAUGACGGCAUUGUACAUCUUCGCAAAAAGUCGUAUUACUUUGACUGAAUCACCGAUGGAUUUGCGUUGUUUCUGAACGGAUGAUUACUUUUUUUGAGCUAUUUUAAUCCGAUAUGCAAGAAACUAUUCAAAACAGUCAGGUGCUCCGCUCGCCUUAAAGUAACAGACUGCAGUCUCAGCCUGUGCCAUUGACCGGUUCAAAUGGCUAAGUUAUAGGAGUUCGCGAAGAGUAGUGCAAAUGUACUUGUGCAGACAAAAAAAGAAAGAAAGAUUAAGCGAGAAGUAAGGCGUAAAAAAGGAGGAAGAGAUAGGACCAUUAACAGUGUAUAUAACGAGUGCAUGGGAGGCAGCUACGUUAACCUGUGUGAAUCGCAUACGGAAUAUACAUAACUACAUAACGAUGUCAUUCGAUGGACAGUGAGAAACAUUGCGUGGACAUUGGCUGCGCCAGCCCAGGACACUUGUUUCUCCGACUUGCGCAUAACAAGGAUUGUUAAUAAAACAAUAAUAACGCAACUCUGAGAAACGACGAAACAUGUAAAAACGAAGGAAAAGCGAGACUAUGUUAUAUAAAUUAAUGGUGGUCCCACUCUGUUUUCGUUUAUGAGAAGAAUAAAUAUAUGUUUAUUUUCUUUCAUAUCGUCCUCUGCAUCUGUUUACUCUUGCUAUUUUGUAAUCUGCAACGCUACAGAAAGGACUCGUACACUUAAGUAUUCUCGACUGUAAAAAUGUUAUUGGGAUCAUUUCCAUUAAUGAGAGAAUUCAACGAACGGAUACAGAAGCGACACGAGCGCUACCCCGCCAGCUAAUAAUUUUGAAAAAUUAACGAUUGUUUUACGUGAUCUGUUAUUAUUAUUGCUCUGCUAUUAUAUUGCAUAUUACUGCCA